UGUUCACAGUGUUUUUUUUACCAAUUCUUAGUGAAUUUAUUCAUCAUUUCUCAGAGAGUUGCAAACGUGAAUUACAUUUAACGUAUUAACAUAAUUCCCUUGCCGACUUUGACGAAUAACCGCACCAAAAGCUCCAGUGUUGUAUUUAAUAUUGUUUGUUGUUGGGCAAGCAACUACUACAUUUAGUGUGUACCGACACAUUGAAGUUUUGGAUUUUUCGAGAAAAAUAACACAUUAACUAGAUUAAAAGAGCUAUAAGUGGAUUAAGUAAACGUAGAUAUGUCUGAUUGGGAUACUGUUACAGUUUUGCGGAAGAAGGCACCAAAGGCCGGAGCUCUGAAAACUGAGUCGGCCAUUAAUAACGCUCGCCGACAGGGUCAAGCCAUAGAAACCACACAAAAAUAUGGUGCUGGCACCAAUAAACAACACGUAACAACAAAGAACACUGCCAAAUUGGAUCGUGAGACUGAGGAGUUGAAACAUGAUAAGGUUCCCUUGGAAGUGGGUAAAAUUAUAAUGCAAGGACGUCAAGCGAAGGGAUUGAGUCAAAAGGAUCUUGCAACCAAAAUCUGUGAAAAACAACAAAUUGUGACAGACUAUGAAGCUGGACGUGGAAUUCCCAAUAAUAUGAUUUUGGGUAAAAUUGAACGUGUGAUUGGUAUCAAAUUGCGAGGAAAAGAUCGCGGCCAACCUUUGGCGCCUCCCGGUAAAAAGUGAGAAAGUGCAACCACCGCUGCUAACGCAGGCGGCGGCGGUAAUAGUGGUGGGAGUGGCGUUGCUGUUGUUGCCAAAACUAAAACCAAAUCAAAUGAUAUGGCGAAUAAGCCGCAACAACACGCAGCGUCAAAUAACAAUUCACAUUCUCACAAUACUACUACUUCUGCUAACAGCAGCCACAAGCGCAAAUAACUUAUCGGGAGGCCGAGACGGAGACUUCUACCAACAAUUAUUGGAUGAUGGAUAGUGAAUGCUAAGUUUGAAUCUUUAAGUGAAUUAGAAAUACGAUUUUAAAGGUCACUAUUUUACCAUUAAAGCUUGUUUAGAUUUGUUUUAUUAAAUUUUUUUGUUUGAAUAAAAAAAAACAGCCAUGCUUUCUUAUCGUGCAAACACAUACCGAAUCAGAAUCAGAAUCAUCAGCAUAAGAAUUAAGAACAAGACAGAUAAUGAAAUAUGAAACAUUUCUAUAGAUUAUAUUUCUUGGAGUUUAAAACAAAAUGUACGUACACCCAAAUAUAUAAAAUACCUGCUUAUUACAAUAUUAUUAAAAAAAUACACUACACUCUUGAUUCCAAAGGAUCUUAACUAUCAAUGUGUAACAACAACAAAAACUUUGUCCAAAUUCAUCAUCAACCAAACAAAAAUAAUAAACCUUAAAUUAAUUAA
Messenger RNA from Stomoxys calcitrans (stable fly), 1383 nucleotides. It is a transcript of the gene mbf1, whose product is annotated as endothelial differentiation-related factor 1 homolog. Gene Ontology annotation, molecular function: DNA binding. Gene Ontology annotation, cellular component: nucleus. The coding region runs from base 280 to 717 and encodes 145 amino acids. The transcript is spliced from 4 exons. The record is from RefSeq and is a predicted model, not a curated record. Lineage: Eukaryota; Metazoa; Arthropoda; Insecta; Diptera; Muscidae.